This is a messenger RNA of Suricata suricatta (meerkat), 978 nucleotides long. It is a transcript of the gene OTP, whose product is annotated as orthopedia homeobox. Gene Ontology annotation, biological process: neuron differentiation; regulation of DNA-templated transcription. Gene Ontology annotation, molecular function: DNA binding; DNA-binding transcription factor activity, RNA polymerase II-specific. Bases 1 to 978 code for a protein of 325 amino acids. NCBI's taxonomy places the organism in Eukaryota, Metazoa, Chordata, Mammalia, Carnivora, Herpestidae. The transcript has 3 exons. The record is from RefSeq and is a predicted model, not a curated record.
AUGCUGUCUCACGCCGACCUCCUGGACGCCAGGCUAGGUAUGAAAGAUGCCGCCGAGCUUCUGGGCCACCGGGAGGCGGUGAAGUGUAGGCUGGGCGUGGGGGGCUCCGACCCUGGGGGCCAUCCAGGGGACCUAGCGCCCAACUCCGACCCAGUCGAGGGAGCCACUUUGCUGCCCGGGGAGGACAUCACUACGGUGGGCUCUACGCCGGCCUCGCUGGCGGUGAGCGCAAAGGACCCGGACAAACAGCCGGGGCCCCAAGGAGGCCCGAACCCCAGCCAAGCCGGCCAGCAGCAGGGCCAACAGAAGCAGAAGCGCCACCGGACGCGCUUCACCCCGGCGCAGCUCAACGAGUUGGAGAGGAGCUUCGCGAAGACUCACUACCCCGACAUCUUUAUGCGCGAGGAGCUGGCGCUGCGUAUCGGGCUGACGGAGUCCCGAGUGCAGGUCUGGUUCCAGAACCGGCGCGCUAAGUGGAAGAAGCGCAAGAAGACCACCAACGUGUUCCGCGCGCCGGGAACUCUGCUGCCCACACCUGGCCUGCCUCAGUUUCCGUCAGCCGCCGCCGCCGCCGCCGCCGCUAUGGGCGACAGCCUGUGCUCUUUCCACGCCAACGACACCCGCUGGGCGGCGGCCGCCAUGCCGGGCGUGUCACAGCUGCCGCUGCCGCCGGCUCUGGGCAGGCAGCAAGCCAUGGCGCAGUCGCUGUCCCAGUGCAGCCUGGCGGCCGGGCCGCCGCCCAACUCCAUGGGCCUGUCCAACAGCCUGGCGGGCUCCAACGGCGCGGGGCUGCAGUCGCACCUCUACCAGCCCGCCUUCCCCGGCAUGGUGCCCGCUUCCCUCCCCGGCCCCAGCAACGUCUCCGGCUCGCCCCAGCUCUGCAGCUCCCCGGACAGCAGCGACGUGUGGCGGGGCACGAGCAUCGCCUCCCUCCGCCGCAAGGCGCUAGAGCACACAGUCUCCAUGAGCUUCACUUAA